Messenger RNA from Metopolophium dirhodum (rose-grain aphid), 1032 nucleotides. RefSeq lists its product as uncharacterized. Lineage: Eukaryota; Metazoa; Arthropoda; Insecta; Hemiptera; Aphididae. The coding region runs from base 1 to 1032 and encodes 343 amino acids. The record is from RefSeq and is a predicted model, not a curated record. The transcript is spliced from 5 exons. Gene Ontology annotation, molecular function: protein dimerization activity.
AUGUCUCAUAAAUUUGCAUUAGAUGUUGUACUAAAUACUUAUGUGGCAACAGUUGAAUGUUUAAAUGUUAUUCGUAGUGAAUCGGGUGACAAAAAAGCUGGUUCAGAAGCUGGAGGUUUUUUAAAUUAUUUUCAGUCAACAAGAUUUGUCUAUACAGCUUAUAGUUUUAAAGUUCUGCUUCAAAUUCUCGAGCCUGUAUCAAAGGAAGCAUUCAAAAUUAUUUUGGCUGAAUCUGAAGCAUUAAUGGAUUCAAUGCAAAAUAUUGAAUUUCAGCCACUCCUAGAAAGACAUGCUAGAAAAAGAAAAAUCAUGUUCGAUGAACAAACACCAGAUGAGACAAUCAGUGACCCUAUAGUUAAUUUUCGGGUAAAUACUUAUUUUGCUUCUGUGGAUCUUAUUUUGUCUGAAUUAAAUAGACGAUUUCUUGACAAUAAUAAUGAAAAUGUAGAACAAAUAUCAAGAUUUAUCUCUUCUAUCAAAAAAAUGAAUGAAAGAAUUAAAAAAGUCAUUUGUGAUGAAUAUUUAAAUUUCAUCCAAUGUUUUGAUGUUUUUCUUAAAACUGAUGAGUUGCCAAAAUAUUUACAUAGUGAUAAUGAGAUAGCUAAAGAUUCAGAUUCUGAAUUAGAAACGGAAAAUUAUGAUAACGAUGUUGAUGAUGAUAGUGAUUCUUUAAAAAAUGAAAUUGAAAAUCAUGGAAGUUUGUCACCAGUAUUCAGGGUUUUUAUGCGCAAUGGUCUUCAUACACUAUUUCCAAAUAUUUAUAUUUUGUUGAAGCUAUCUUUGACCUUGCCAGUUGGAAGUGUAUCAACUGAAAGAAGUUUUUCAAAGUUGAAACUCAUCAAAACUAGACUAAGAUCUACUAUGGAAAAUGAUCGAUUAGAGGGACUAAUGAUUAUGUCCUGUGAAAAUGACAUAAACAUUAAUUACGAAGAAGUUAUUGAAAAUUUUAAACCCAAACAAUGUGGAAAAUUCCAAUUUUCAUCGAAGGCUACAGAAACAUUUUUCCAUUCAUCUUUAUUAGAUGGCAUCUAA